UGGAUGAUGCAACUCACGAGCAAGCGAUCUUCCGCCAGGCGCGAGAUUAGACCGCCAGACUGCGACAGUUCUAUCCGGUGAAUUAAAAAGUGCUGUAAACCAAGGCACAAAACGCGUUCUUCGUUAAUGUGGGGUUAUGACUUCAUUUCAACAGUCAGAAAUGCCAACCGGAAACAAUGAUGUUUCGAGCACUGCUGGCUAGAGUUUUUUUAACUUUUAGAAAUGGAAAAUAAUUAUGUCAAAAUGGAGACACAUUUUUUUCUACCUCAGCAUACUAGAAUGAAGAAAUCCUCCGGAAAUGUCUCCGACAGAAAGGCCUUUUGUGCGGAGAGCCUACUAGAGACCGACAGCAAACCCAAAACGCAUGUGCAUCCGAAACACAACAAACUAAAACGAGCGAAAACACUAAAAAGAUCGGAGAAUUUGAGCGGCUGUGGAAACAACCCCACCUAUAUAACUGAGACCACCGAGUCCAGGUCGUUUUGUGAUGAUAUUCUGUAUAACCGUAAAGGAAAGCUGUUUACAGGUGCUGCAAUGACUACUAGCCGUAAAGACAAUUCACCAGAUCUUCCCACAGAGUGCGUAAGAAAGGAAGGCUUCAAAACCCCUGUGAAUUCUCAAACGGUUCAAAACGUUUCUCAGGUGCAAAAGGAUGGAUAUUUCAAAAGCAGUAAACUGACAUUAAAGAGGAUGAGUAUGCAGUUCACCCCCGUUCCUGCAGAGAGAGAAAGUGGCUCGAAUAGCAAAAGUCUAAAAGACAUUUAUGUUAGAGCUGAGGUGUUGUCCAGCUGUGUACGAAUAAACGCCAGUGGCAAGGACCUUUUAAUGGAUCAGCCGGUCACUGGACAAAUCCCAGAGAGCACGAAACAUGCUUGUGGUCAAGCCUUGGCUCUCAUCGGUCAUCCGGCUACUCGGAAAAUCUGUAGUGAAGCAACCAAUGACAAACCCCUCAGAGAAAUGAAGUCUGGAUGGAGAAAUGAAUUAGGCAAUGAAAGGAGAAGCGAGUUGCUGGAAGAGAUACAGAUACUCAAUUUGAAGUUUCCUGUCCACAGGUUCUUCUCUCUCCUCCUGAGGAAGAGAACUUCACCUAAGGAGGAUAUUUCUGCUUUGGAAGCAGCUGAAACUGAUGAUUCAAAGCAUCCUUCAGCUUCUGUCCAGAGAAAGAGAAAACAAGAGUUGGAGGAGCAGGCGCGGACGUGCAAACGUCACAGGACAAGCAAAGGCUGCGUUUCUGGUGAUAACUUGGAUUUUGAACAAUUCUCUGAUGAUUUGGCCCCCUCUCGUGCAAAGUACAGAAACAGACUGAGCCGAACAAAACACAGACGGCAGACUACGUUCUGUGCUGUAGUGAGUGAAUCUGUUCAUCAGGACCCAUGGCUUGGUCAUUUACGAAGAGAGGAUGUUCUCUGGACAGAUAAGUAUCAGCCUCAGCGGUCUAGUGAAGUCAUUGGCAACUCUGCAUCAGUAGAGCAACUACACGGCUGGUUGAAAGAAUGGAAAAUAAGAGCAGACACUGAGGUACGGAGAAAACGACAAGAUGAGAGGAGGAUGAAGAUUGAAAAUAGUAAUGAGUCAUGGGACUGUGGUGAUUUUGAAGGUGAUCGUGUAUCCGUAGACCAUGAGCAGGAGCUGUGUAACACAGUGCUCAUGAUUGGUCCAUCAGGAGUGGGUAAAACAGCUGCUGUGUAUGCCUGCGCACAAGAGCUGGGAUUCAAGGUGUUUGAGGUGAACAGCUCAGUCCAGCGCUGUGGGCGUCUCAUUCUCUCCCAGCUCACGGAAGCAACUCAAUCUCAUCAGGUGGACAUUCAGGAAAUAAAAACUCUCAAAUCUGAAAUCAUUAACCAAAGCAAAAUCAAACCUGAUCCACCUUGCAAGGAAGGUCAUCAUCUAAGGAAAACUUUAAGUUCUCCUAGCAUUUCCCGUCUGAGCACUAAACCACAGCCAGUAAAACUCACUCGCUUUUUCAAGUUGAGUAGCAAAAAGUCUGCAGGUAAAACCUCUGAUGAUCCUGAACAUUAUAUACACGAUGGGCUUCAGAGAUCCGUGUCUGGAUUUAAGAACAAUAGACGAGGUGGUCAAGAUUCAACAUGUCCUCCUAAAGGUCCUACUUCACUUGGACGGAGCCGAACAGUCCCCAUGUCACUUAUACUAUUUGAGGAGGUUGAUGUCAUUUUCCCUGAAGAUGUUGGAUUUCUUGCAGCUAUUAAGACUUUCAUGAGCACAACCAAAAGACCAAUAAUUCUGACAACCAAUGACCCUUCAUUUAGUGGAAGACUUAAGGGGCAUUUCGAUGAAAUUCAUUUCCAAACUCCUUCACUGGAAACCACCAGAAGCUAUCUGCAGUGUUUGUGUGUGGUGGAGAACAUGAGGACUGAUCCAGAGGAUGUGGCUUUUUGGCUGUGUCAGAAUAAGGGGGAUAUUAGACAGAGUAUUCUCCAACUUCAGCUCUGGGUCUGUAGUGGUGGGGGGAGCACAGAACUACAAACUCUCAAGAGCAUACUUAAAUGUGGAUCCUGGGCUGAGUUGGAAAACAGCAGGAAUCUGGAGGUCCUGGCAGAGAAAAUAGGAACAGGUCUACUAUACUCUAACAUUGAAAGUCUAUUUUCUCCUCAUUUCACUUCUAAAUCUUCUUGUCAGCAACAGUCAAUAAACCUUGAUGAAAAGACGAAAGGAGAAAAGCCAAUCGAAGGCUUAAUGUUACAGAACUUCACAAAUGCACAUGAGGUUGGACCAGAUAGACUCUCCACAUGCAAAAGAAAAAAAUAUUUAUCAUCUUGUGAGCCAAAAACCUUUUUGAACCCACAUUCAACCUCACAUCUCAAAUGUUUCUCUUUGGAUGCAUCUUACAAGUCUUCAGUCCCUUCAAAGCAAACUAAAUCUUUGGCUUCUGAAACAGAUGUCCAUGGACAAGAUGAAUCACUCUUGCUGGUUUUUGCAAGUUUUUUUGAAAAUAUGUCUUUUCUGGAUGCUUAUUUACAAAGACCAUCUUUCAGAGGAGCUGGAUUUUGUAAGUCAGAACCUCUUGGUUGGUUGGGUGCCACGUUAAAGGACGGUUUAUUAGACUUACCAAGAGAGGAGCAGAUUGGACAAUGUUUUAAAAAUUCAUCACAGAUAUUAGCCAUUGUGGAAGGUUUGGCUUUCCAUCAGUGUCGGACUGAACUCUCUAGGAUCUUGAUGGAAGCCGCGAGACUGAGGAAAGAAUCGUCUUUAGAGAGAUUAGAACAAAUGGUUUGUGCUCCGUCUCUACCGUCUGACCAAAAACCCCUCAGAAUGUGUCGAUGCAAAUUCUGUGAACCUAGUGGUGUGCAGAAGCGCAGUGAGGUUUUAUCUAAUCUGAUCUCCAGCAACAAGUUCUGUCGUCGUUGUACUAAAUAUGUUCUUUCGAUGGACUACCUGCCCACUAUGCGCUCAAUCUGCAGAGCUGAGAAAGUUACAGAACAGCGCUCAUUGAGACAUUCACACUACCUCUCGAGCCUUCACCUGCCCAGACGCUUGCUGGAAUUCAUGGCCUUGGAUUUCCCUUGAUUGUUUGACAUACCGCUUAGGAAAAUCCUACAUGACUUCUAAACUGUUACUUGUUUGUUGAUUUGUAGAGUCACAGAAUAUAUUUGUGAUAGAUCAUUUAUUCUAAGCAAAUAAAUAUAUUUAAAUUC
Messenger RNA from Puntigrus tetrazona (Sumatra barb), 3653 nucleotides. It is a transcript of the gene atad5b, whose product is annotated as ATPase family AAA domain containing 5b. Bases 223 to 3525 code for a protein of 1100 amino acids. Gene Ontology annotation, molecular function: DNA clamp unloader activity; DNA binding; ATP binding. The record is from RefSeq and is a predicted model, not a curated record. Gene Ontology annotation, cellular component: nucleus. The transcript is spliced from 14 exons. Lineage: Eukaryota; Metazoa; Chordata; Actinopteri; Cypriniformes; Cyprinidae.